UUAUGGUUACCGAAUGUUAUUGAAACAUUUGUAGUGUCAGUCUCAUUCUUUGAAGGCGUAAAUAUUUAGAUUUUUUGUUUAUUGAGCCAUAAAUCUCACUUCUAAUUCUUAACAAAACAAAUCCUCCACCUGAAAUGGCGGGGACGUAUUAUUUUGUAAUUGUAGGUCACUCGGACAAUCCUAUUUUUGAGAAAGAUUUCAUCCCUGUUCCAAAGGAGGUUAAGAAAGAGGACAACAGGCACUUGAACCAGUUUAUCGCUCAUGCAGCGCUAGAUCUCGUAGAUGAGCAUAUGUGGAAGGUCACCAACACUUACCUGAAGUCUGUCGACAAGUUCAACCAGUGGUUUGUGUCCGCUUUUGUCACUGCUAGUCAGAUGCGCUUCAUAAUGGUCCAUGACGCACGAAAUGAAGAUGGUAUCAAGAACUUCUUUACAGAUGUGUAUGAAGCGUACAUCAAGCUCAUGCUGAACCCAUUCUAUAAGGAGGAUACACCCAUCACACUCCCUGCAUUUGACAAGAAGGUGCAAUUCUUAGGGAAGAAGUAUUUAACAUAGUCCAUUAGUAUUGAUAUCACUAGUUAAUUUAUUGUUGAAAGAUAUGGCAAAUGCUAAGCAAUGUUUAUAUGAUGCUGGUUUUCAGUCCACACUGGAUAAUUCUCAGGACUUGCUUUUUUUAUGCAGUCUACCAACAUUCCAUGGCAAACAACGGAAAUAUCUUUGUGAAAAGAUAAUCAUUGUUUACCUUCAUAAAUAAACAUAAGUGUUCAGUGAACAAAUUUUUGUAUGGAACACUAAUUGUUAUGGUCAAGCCAGUCAAUAUGAGGGUUUAUAUCUACUUCUCUCAAGGGGAAUUAUCACUUUUGUUUCAAUAUCAAUUGAACAUACACCUCUAUUCAUCAUAUGUAAAAUGCUAAUGAAAAAUGUUAAUAUGUUUGCCCCUGCUACACACAAGUAAAUUCAGUAAAUAUGGUCUAGUCUAGGGUAUGAGAAUAUUUGAAAUUUAUACUAUUUUUCAGUCUGUAAAUAAAAAUAAAAGAUAUUUCUUAGUUA
This is a messenger RNA of Cydia pomonella (codling moth), 1049 nucleotides long. It is a transcript of the gene Trs20, whose product is annotated as trafficking protein particle complex subunit 2. The record is from RefSeq and is a predicted model, not a curated record. The coding region runs from base 135 to 554 and encodes 139 amino acids. Lineage: Eukaryota; Metazoa; Arthropoda; Insecta; Lepidoptera; Tortricidae. Gene Ontology annotation, biological process: endoplasmic reticulum to Golgi vesicle-mediated transport. The transcript is spliced from 3 exons. Gene Ontology annotation, cellular component: cytoplasm; nucleus; TRAPP complex.